AUGUCUACCAAAAUCGGCAAAACAUUCACACCCUUUCGAAAACUCCCACUCGAGCUCCGCCUUAUGAUUUGGGGAUUGGCAAAGCCAGCUGGUCGAAUCAUCGAACUUAAUCUACUUGAAAGAUCUACUAUCAAAGAAGAAUGGAACUUGGAUCGAUUUCCCCAAGCUUCGGAUCAGUCUGACCACGCCGAGAACGGUGACGAAAACCCGAUCAGAUACAACAGAUUAUGGGGCUUUAAAUCCAACGCUUCAAUUCCAGCACUCCUACUCGCGUGCCGUGAGUCGCAUGGAGUCGCAUCGAAGUGGUAUCCGCGAGUAUUUCAAUGCUAUGCUGACAACCCGCAAAUAUUGCGAUUCCCUCCCGCUAUCCAAGGACUAGGUUCAGUCUCACUCCCACAGACGUACUUCAAUUUUGAAGAAGAUACACUCUUCAUCACGCCCGAAACGUUUCGUCCCAGAUACAAUGCUGAAAAUGACGAAGUAUCGCGAUACCUCGAUAAUCGCGCGGGAGUUCCGGGACCAAUCAUACCAGGGGUUUCCAGGCUGGUGUAUGAUCCAGAUUUUUUAAAAAUUGAGAACCUUGCUAUCCAAUUGACUUCCGAUUAUUGGAUUUUGUACUGGGACGCCUAUUCGGAGUGGCUGGCCAGAUGUCUGGAGCGUGGAUUUCGCAACCUCAAGACGCUUAUCAUUGUGGUCGAUCAACAUGUUCUAUCGCCUCGCUGGAGAGAAACGCAGGGCGUGAAGAUGUCGAAAGAAGAUAGAGCAGAUCUUGUAUAUAUGGAUAAAUUGAUCGAUGUCCAGGAUGCUUGCCGUUUCUACCACCCCGAUCGUCCGAUUCUCGAGGAUGAAAAAAGAAAGUGGAUAAAACCAAAACCCAAUGCCUCUUAUUUCGCACAGAGCCAUAUCAGAAAGUUGACCCAACACAUGAUGGGAGUUCUCAGAGAAGAGCAUAUUAAAGCUGGUAAAUUGCUGUGGGAUCUGCCAGAGAUACAAUUCAAGAUUGUCCUUCCCGCGAAGAUUAAAGCAAAUUUACAUCGGAACAUGCAGCGAUACAAAAAGAAAUUUGCUGUUUGGCAAAGAGAAGCUGCUUCAAAGUCGAAGAAACAGGAAGAUAUCUCAUGA
Molecule: messenger RNA, 1122 nt
Organism: Botrytis fragariae
Lineage: Eukaryota; Fungi; Ascomycota; Leotiomycetes; Helotiales; Sclerotiniaceae
Exons: 1
Coding region: 1-1122 (373 amino acids)
Source: RefSeq, a predicted model, not a curated record